Molecule: messenger RNA, 2590 nt
Organism: Daphnia carinata
Lineage: Eukaryota; Metazoa; Arthropoda; Branchiopoda; Diplostraca; Daphniidae
Product: little elongation complex subunit 2-like
Exons: 9
Coding region: 3-2450 (815 amino acids)
Biological process (GO): snRNA transcription by RNA polymerase II; positive regulation of transcription by RNA polymerase III; snRNA transcription by RNA polymerase III
Cellular component (GO): transcription elongation factor complex
Source: RefSeq, a predicted model, not a curated record
GCAUGCCAUGGAGGGGUUUUUUGACUAUUAGUUGGGAUAAGGCUGUUGAUGAGUCAAGCAGCUUUUUCUCCAAAGAUGUGUUUGAUAACUGUUCAGCGGCAUUCCACGCGAUCCAUGGAAUUCCUCAGUCUCCAUGGCCACAAGACGAACAGGGAUCGAUGAAACGUAAUUCACGGGGAGCAAGUGGUAAAGCUUGGUCACCAUCCCAUUUGAAGCGAGUAGCUGUAGAAAGCGUAGGAGGCCAAGGAAAAACAUUAAAAAUUCAACCACCUGUGCCUUUCCCUCGGAAGUCAGUUUUGAAUGCCUUUGAACAAAAAGAUUACUUGUUCGCAAUCAUUAGAGUCAUGAGGUCAUUCAUGGUUGCAAUACCAGCUGAUGCUGAUGACUUCAUUCGUAUCAAGGAAAUGCAAAUAAAACUAAGAGAUGAAAUACAGGAGUUCCAGAAACUUGCACAAACCAUUAUGGAAAACAAUCCAUCAGCCUACCUUAGUUUGAACCCUGGGAUUGCCAGAUACGUAAAUGAAACAUGGAAGACACAGUUAGCUAGUGUGCAGUUCUAUCCACCUUUUUACAAACUGAUCGGGAACAUUAUUCUUGUACCCAAAGAGAAUAUCAUAACCCUGGACAUGGCAUUGGAAAGAACUGUUUUGGAAUUAGGCCGAAUUCCAUGUCAGAUAUUCCCCCCCUUAAACACGCUGAUAAAAAUACAACGAAAUUACAAGAUAAUAAACAAUCGGUAUCCUACAAAUGUCCUCGAGAGCGAACAAAUGAGUAAUGAUGGCAAUGCAGUUAAGCUUGCUACUAAAUACGGAGUGAAGAUUGUCAUUAGUGCGAAGGCGCUGCGUUCUCUUGCGGGAAAUGUCGGACCUCUUUACCGACGUUCGUGGGAUAUUCCUUUCACCGUAAAAGAAAUCAAUUUGCAUGGCGAAAUUAACAAAGUUAUUUUUGUUGAUGAACCCCUUCCUCCGUCUGAGAUGUCAGCCGUUGAAAAAAAUGCGCUAUUCAAUAGAAUGGCUCUAAAAUGUCAAUUUAGUAAUAUGAAUCGCUCACGUUUCUUCGUCUACCCUGGAUCGGGAAAGAAAUAUGAAUACUUAGAGUCUGCUGAAGAAGUUCCUGGAGACAUAUUUAGUUCCGACAACACGGAUCUCGACAGCCUUGAGACAUUUGGCAUUGAAAAGCGAGCAUCCAGUUCGUCCAACAUUUCCACCCUUAAAGUUGGUGAAGCGCAACAAGUAACCUCAGAAACAGGAAAUACUGUAGAGGCGGUAGAAGUCACAGACGUGGGAAAGCAGAACAAACUCAUGGAACACGAGUUUUCGACAGCCACCGAUUCUGAUUCUUCAGAGAUUUCUCUGGUUAUCGACACAGGUAGUGAAUGUGGCCAGUCUCCACGGAAAAGGAGCGAAAAUGCCCGUAAAAACAUUAAGAGCCAUGAAAAGUUACGACCUAACGAAACUGAUUCUUCAAAAACACAAAAAAGUAUCAGUACAGAAAAUCAAGCUGAUACGCAGAAUAAAAAUAAAGUCCCAGACUCUGGUUUCAAGGUUCCAACAAGAACCUGUAAAAGCGGCGCUUCGAUCCAUCAAGCCAAUUUGCUUAGCGACAUUCUUCAGGAUCAGGAAAAAAUGAUGCAGUCCCAUCGAAAGCCAUCACCGAAGAAGAACACAGAUUCAACUAUGCCUAAAGAGAAUCCUCAGGAAUACACUCAGCCAAGAAAGGACGAGAAUCUCACUUACAGAAUAUGGAACUUGCAGGCAAAUGAAAAAUCUAUUCGACUUCUUGUACGUACUUCAGUCGAUACAGCCGUUGUAACCUCCAAUGGCGAAUUUAGAACUUUCCUGAUGAUUCCCAAAACGGAAUACCAACCAUGGUUUGGAGGAGAAUGUUUGUCCACCCGCGAAAUGAAUGAACAAUGGAUCGAUUUACAUUUAAGACCCGAAUGCAAACUUCUCCGUCUUCGGUUAGACGCGUACACUGGCGAUUUUCUCAUGUGUGAACAAAAGGACGCUGCCUGCCUCGAAGCCGAGAUAAGUUUUCAGUAUGGAACACAUAACAAGCCAGCAAACUCACUUCAAACUAUAUGGGCUGUCUUGUCUUCGUUAUGCGACCUUAAUUUGGGACCAGGACAGUUUCUACUCCGGCACGGCUUUCACGACGGUAUUUGUAUCCAAGUAUGGGAAUCGACUGAAAAGGAAUCUUCGUCCCUAGAUCUGCACAAAAUUUACAGCGAAAUAGAUACAACUGCUAAUGCAGUGCGUGAUACAAGUGAAAACUGGUCAGCGCUUGAUCCCUGCGCAGUAUUCCCCAUACAACGAGCACUUAACCGACCACCGCUUACGUUUGAACCGACUGAAGAUUUGAAACAGACGCAAAUAAAAAGAAAAGCUGACGGGGGCAAAAGGAAAAACACAAAAAAGAAGAGACAAGGAGUGGCAAAUGAUAAACUCUAAUGCUACAUAAGAUACCUCGCACUUUAGUCAUGGAAAGGCUCCCUUUGACUGUGCUCACCUUUGUGCAGUGAUAUCUAUUCAAUAAACUUCCACAAAUCAAGAACGAAGGUCUUACACAGAAAUGUAAAAAAAGUCAGUUU